UGGUGCAGAUGCAGUGAGAGAGAGAUUUUUCAGUAAAGCAGCUGAUCUUUAAUCGCUUUUUUCUGUCGUUGUAAUCUUACGUUGCAUUUCCUAACGUUUUUUUUUUGCAUUUUAAAUUAAAAGAAAAGGAUUUUUUUUAAAACAGUGCUGAGUGCUUGCAAAGUGAUUUAGAAAAAGAAAUUAAUUUAAUUUAAUUUAAAUAAAAAAUGAAGAAUUCCGUGUGUUUUGUCCUCACGAUCUUUGUGGUGGUUUUAUUGGUGCAGGAAGUACCAAAAGCUAGUCCAACACCCAUUUUCUUCCCCGCACUCAGCAGGUUUAUAUCCGAUCUAAAAUACGGUGCUGAUUACUCAGGCUAUCACGGUGGUGCCUACGGUGGUUACGGUGGUCCCUAUGGGUCAUACGGUGGUUCCUAUGGAUCAUACGGUAGGCCCAGCAAUGGUGGCUACUUUGGCAACGGCAGUGGAGGCACCUUUAACCGUCAACCUGAUCGUGCUGUUAAUCGCCAAUCGCAGGGACGCAGUUAUUCGGACAUUUGUCGAGUCUUUGGGUCACCUGGUAUCAAUACGAACAUCCCCAGUGGUACCUUCUGCCCCUAUAGUGGGUAAUCUUGUGCCAAUUUGGUGGCUUCACAAUGUGCCAUCUCUACGCGCUCGAGUAAAUUCUCUCUUUAUUUCAACGUCAUCACCACACCAACUUCCCGCGUGCUACAAAAUCUGUGCAAUUUCUUGUGAAUUCCAGAGGCCUCAUAUAAUUGCAGAGCAGUGUGGCAAAGCAAUAGAUCUAGUGUAAAAGCAUUAAAACUUCUUCAACUAUUACAUGAGACAACACAUAAUUCAGAUGAAUGAGAAUGAUGGAGUGUUACGAUACUGCCCCAUCUUCAACACACAUACAGGCCAAUUUGUCUCGGAUGGAGCACCAGCAGCUCGGGAAAAUUGAAUUGUGACUCUCCUCGAUCAGCCAGAGCUGUGAAGAAAAAUCUUCCGCAUUUCCGAACAUCCGUACAAAUCAGGUGUUCUGAAGGUGGAUGAGUUUUCUUUCAGCACAAUGCUGCUGAUCAAGUCACAGAAUUUUCCCGCGCAAUGCGCUUUAUACCAAAUUCGGUGCAUAAAAUACCGCAAUGUACAUAUUUUUUAUCUUUUUUAAUUUAUUCUUAAUCGCACCUGCUAUGUAGGAAUUAAAUUGUGAUAGAGCAAUAAAUGAAUUUAUAUA
Lutzomyia longipalpis is the source of this 1209-nucleotide messenger RNA. RefSeq names its product shematrin-like protein 2. The record is from RefSeq and is a predicted model, not a curated record. The transcript has 3 exons. NCBI's taxonomy places the organism in Eukaryota, Metazoa, Arthropoda, Insecta, Diptera, Psychodidae. The coding region runs from base 207 to 605 and encodes 132 amino acids.